AUGAAUUUAAGAAUAGGCACUGGUGGUGAUUUUCCUGAAGCUGUACUUGAUGGCCUCGAUGCAGCAUGUACAUUGACAUGGCGUGAGAAGGCUGAUCAUUUAUUAUUUCAUAUACUCGAUGCACCACCACACGGCAGAAUAUAUCAUACAAGCAAGAAUGAUAAAUGGCCUGAUGGUUGUCCAUGUGAAAAAGUUGCUUCUGAUGUAUUAGACAAGAUGAAAAAGAAAAAUAUCACAUAUCAUGUUUUACGAUGUUCAAAUCAUUUAAAUAUGAUGAUUACAGAAUUUAAAAAGUAUAUUGAUGUUAAAGCACUAACUUUCGACGAUAAAAUUACAUUUGAAAAUAUCAUAACUAGACAAGUGUGCCAGCGAUUAAUUGAUACUGAAAUGACAUUGAAAAAAACUUAA
Messenger RNA from Adineta steineri, 408 nucleotides. NCBI's taxonomy places the organism in Eukaryota, Metazoa, Rotifera, Eurotatoria, Adinetida, Adinetidae. The record is from the annotation of a GenBank genome assembly.